This is a messenger RNA of Cooperia oncophora, 717 nucleotides long. The record is from the annotation of a GenBank genome assembly. NCBI's taxonomy places the organism in Eukaryota, Metazoa, Nematoda, Chromadorea, Rhabditida, Trichostrongylidae.
CUGUCUUCUUCAGGUCCUCUAGUGCCUGACAGUGUAUCUGCCAAAUAUCCGGCGCUUCUGCAUGCUCUGUCAUCGGAUAGCGCGCAACCGUCGACUUCAGGAGAAGAUUCUGCGCCUCCUUCAGACGAAAAGAAGCUGUCUCCCCGACGUCGUUUUGGUGUGAACAUGACGGGGCACCUGUUUCGCGGAGAGCUCGGUGUCAGUCAAAAGGGUAUUCAUCCUGUUAUAAAAUAUCCCAUUCCUGGUGGAGAUUUGUGUUAUACUUUCGAGCAAGUGCGUACCACCAAGCAAGGGGUGGUGGUAUACCGAUGUAGAGCAUGCAGGAAGAAACGCAACACUACUACCAUAGCAGUUCAGAAUGAAUGUGAGUUCAUUGGAGAUCCUGCCGAACUCCCACAUGUCUGCACUCCAAUGAACAGUGUAGAGGACAAGGUCACGCGAAUGGUAUACCAGUCAUGCCAUGCUAUUGCGACGGAACCGCAACUUGCCGAGGCCAAACCUAAUCAGUUGUGGAAAAGUAUAGCCCAGUUGAUAGAUGAUAAUGCCCCUGAUGAUGAUGCUCAGCGUAACGAGAUGCUCAAGCAUUUUUACAAGCGUGGGUAUGAAUCCAGGAGACAGUCAAUUGCAAGAGCAGCUGCGAAGCUCCGCGCCGAAAAACGAGCUAGCGAGCAAGAGGACGAAACACCAAAUUCGAUAAAAAAAGAGAAGUUAUCGUAG